CAUCUCACUUUUUCAUCUUCUUACAGUAACCGAUUUGGGCUGCUCUCUUUUGCAAUCAGAUUGAUUUUCAGCUGAUUAAAGCCUGACACAAUAAAUCUUCAGACACCAUGAUGUGCUUUCAGUUUUCUUAUUGUGAAGACAAGGACGAAGCACCAAUAAGUCCAACAAAAUCAAGUUCGAUCCAGUCUUUCACUUCUGAAUCCACAGAUCGUUUUGUGUCUGGACCAGAGUCAAGUUUCCCGAAGGUCCCUGAUCCAAGCACAAAAUUAAGAAAGUUCAAGCAUCCUAGUUUCUCAAAAAGGUCAAGUAAUCUUAGAGAGUUCAAAUUUUCUGAGCUCAAGUCUGCUACAAAGAACUUUAGCCUGUCUGCAAAGCUUGGAGAAGGUGGGUUCGGUUCUGUCUACAGUGGCACGGUUAAGAAUCUUCGAGAUUCUGCUAAAGAUAUCGAUGUGGCUGUAAAGCAGCUUGGCAAAAGAGGAUUUCAGGGGCACAAGGAGUGGGUGACGGAGGUGAAUGUUCUUGGGAUUGUUCAGCAUCCAAAUCUUGUUAAAUUAGUUGGCUACUGCGCAGAAGAUCAUGAAAAAGGAAUCCAACGGCUUCUAGUCUACGAAUAUAUGCCUAAUAGAUGUGUGGAAUAUCAUUUAUCUAAUAGAUCCGGAACAGUGAUGACGUGGGCAAUGAGAUUGAAAGUAGCUCAAGACACUGCUCGUGGCUUGGCAUACCUACAUGAAGGAAUGGACUUCCAGAUUAUCUUCAGAGAUUUCAAAUCUUCAAAUAUUCUUCUAGACGAUCAAUGGAAUGCUAAGCUUUCAGAUUUUGGAUUGGCUCGGUUAGGUCCUAAAGAAGGAUUGACCCAUGUGACAACAGCGGUGGUAGGAACGAUGGGGUAUUCAGCUCCAGAGUAUAUCCAGACAGGUCGUCUCACAUCCAAGAACGACGUAUGGAGCUAUGGGGUGUUUCUUUAUGAACUCAUCACAGGUAGGCGUCCCCUGGACCGAAACCGGCCCACGGGUGAGCAGAAACUUCUAGAAUGGGUGAGACCCUACCUAGAUGACAAAAAUUUUCCUCUCAUAGUCGAUAAUAGACUCGAAGGUCAAUACUCACUGAGAUCUGCAAUGAAGUUGUCGUUGAUCGCAAACAAAUGCUUGUCUAGAGACCCUAAAUCAAGGCCAAAGAUGAGUGAGGUUUUGGUAAUGUUGAACCAGCUGGUAGCUGCUCAAUCAGAAGUGGGUCCGAGAUCACCUCUCAAUGUUCCCGAAGAAGUUAUGAAGGCGAGGGAGGGCGAAAAGACCAUGGAAAAUGAAGGCAAUGAUAUGAAACUAGGAGAUUCUGCUUGGUUUUCUCGGAUAUGGUCUUGGAAGCCCUUAAUAACUUGUUGAUUUCAAGUGCCAAAAGUGAGUACAUAGAGCAGUUUGUAUGUAAAUGACGUUUUUGUCCUUUUUCGAUCAAUAAAUAGGAGCAGUUCCUUUCGAUA
This is a messenger RNA of Cynara cardunculus var. scolymus (artichoke), 1474 nucleotides long. RefSeq names its product serine/threonine-protein kinase PCRK1-like. The transcript is spliced from 5 exons. NCBI's taxonomy places the organism in Eukaryota, Viridiplantae, Streptophyta, Magnoliopsida, Asterales, Asteraceae. Gene Ontology annotation, biological process: protein phosphorylation. The record is from RefSeq and is a predicted model, not a curated record. Gene Ontology annotation, molecular function: ATP binding; protein kinase activity. The coding region runs from base 108 to 1379 and encodes 423 amino acids.